Molecule: messenger RNA, 2191 nt
Organism: Arachis duranensis
Lineage: Eukaryota; Viridiplantae; Streptophyta; Magnoliopsida; Fabales; Fabaceae
Product: receptor-like protein EIX2
Exons: 2
Coding region: 100-2049 (649 amino acids)
Molecular function (GO): protein binding
Source: RefSeq, a predicted model, not a curated record
CUAAUUCACAAUUUGGAAUGGCUUUCUAGUGCUUACUCAUUGAAAUAUAUUGACCUUAGUGGUAUUGAUCUUCGCACGGAAACUAAUUGGGUCCAGUUAAUGGCUAUGCUUCCAUCGUUGUCAGAGUUGUACUUGGUUGAUUGUCAUCUUGAUAACAUGAGUCCUUCUCUUCUUUUUGCUAAUUUUACUGCACUUGAAGUUCUUGAUCUUUCCGUGAAUGCAAUUUACUCAGAGGUGCCUAAUUGGUUAUUCAAUCUUACUUGUGAUAUCUCGUAUAUUUACCUUGACAAUAAUCUUUUGAGAGGUGAAUUACCUAAGGCAAUGCCAAAUUUUCAAGUCUUGAAAUACUUGGUUUUGUCUAACAAUGAUUUAAAUGGACCAAUUCCAGAUUGCUUAGGUAAACUUGAGCAUCUCACAUACCUUGAUUUAUCUUCAAACUUAUUUUCUGGACCUCUUCCUAUAAAUUUGGGAAACCUGUCAUCUUUAGUUGCCUUAAAGGCCAGGUCUAACUACUUUACAGGAGUUGUGUCUGAAAAACAUUUCACAAAUCUAUCAAAUUUAAAGUUCUUGUUUGUGGAAUCACCAAACAUCAUCUUUGAUUUUGACUUACAUUGGAUACCUCCUUUCCAACUUGAUGGUGUAUUUUUGGGUCCUGUUGGCCCUAAACCUCCUCAAUGGUUGUAUACACAGACAUCUCUCAAGUCCCUUGGUUUUGCGAACUCAAAAUUUUCAUUUGAGACUGGAGACAAGUUUUGGAGUUUUGUAUCCAAAAUUGAACUUCUCCAAUUGGUGGGCAACUCAAUAGAUGGGGACUUGUCAAAUGUGUUGCUUAAUUCUUCUUUCAUACAACUAUCAUCAAAUAAUUUGAAAGGUGGUCUCCCUAGAUUAUCAUCAAGUGUACGCGUUUUCAUGGUAGACAACAACUCUCUGUCAGGAUCGAUGGUUCCCCUUUUGUGCCAUGACAUGGACAGAAGAAGCAAUUUGGAGUACUUGGACAUGUCCAACAACAAAUUAUCUGGAGGGCUUACAGAUUGCUGGACGAAUUGGAAAUCGUUGCUUCAUAUCAAUCUAGGAAACAAUGAUCUAAGUGGCAAGAUUCCCCCAUCAAUGGGAUUGUUGGAAAAUCUUACAUCACUCCAUUUGCAUGAGAAUAAUCUCUCUGGAGACAUACCUCUCUCACUACAAAAUUGCCACUCCUUGUUGAUCCUGAAUGUUCGCGAAAAUCGCUUCUCAGGAAGUAUACCAAACUGGCUUCCACACAAAGCAAGGGCUCUCCAACUAAGGUCCAAUCAAUUCACUGGUACCAUUCCACCACAGAUAUGCCAAAUGCAUUCCCUCACUAUCUUGGAUUUUGCAGAUAACAGAAUCUCAGGACACAUACCAAGCUGCAUAAACAAUAUCACAGCUAUGGUUGUCCAUGUUCGUUCAGUCAUUGCAAUUGGCUACAUCUUUUAUAUUGACGGUACGCGUUACAUCAUACCAGAAAAUCUUAUGCUGCUUAUGAAGGGUAAAGGAUUAGAAUAUGAAGACUGGAAUUUGAUUCGCAUUGUUGACCUUUCAAGUAAUGAUCUGCUUGGAACAAUGCCUGCACAAAUGUUUAGCCUCACUGAAUUGCACUCCUUGAACUUGUCCCACAAUCAGUUAGUGGGGAAGAUACCAAAGGAAAUUGGCAACAUGAGAGAACUUGAGUCCCUUGAUUUAUCAAGGAAUCAACUUUCAGGGACACAACUUCAAGGCUUUGGUGCACUCAGCUACAUUGGAAAUCUUGAUCUUUGUGGACCUCCACUUACAAAAAGUUGCUCACAUGAUGGUAUAUUUGGAGGCACAGAGCCUUUGGAUGCUGCUGCUGCUGAUGAUGAUGAUAAGUCUCAGUUUUGGUCAUCUUUCUAUAUGGGCAUGGGGGUUGGUUUUGCUACCUGCUUUUGGGGAGUGUGUGCUGUCAUCUUCUUCAAUAGAAAGUGGAGACAUGCUUAUUUCAGAUUUUUGUAUGACUUAAGAGACCAGCUCUAUGUCAUGGUGGUCACAAAGAUGAACAAACUUUUCAAAUAGCCCUCAAAGUAGUGUUUCUCAAGUAUAUCCUGCUAUUACAAUAUAUAUUAAUAGGGAAACCAAAUUGUGUGUUUUAGACUAUAAAGUUUCUUUAUUGUCAUGAAUAAUAUAUCAAUGUUACAAGUGUGGGGCAAUACUUUUA